AUGCCCUGCCUAUCUUGCCUCAGGCCGCUAUCUUGCCUUGAUAGUACGACUCCUCAUCGCAGCAGUGCAGGCAAACCGCUUACAGCCGACGCUUCUGAGGAAGACCACGGCGGCACUACUAUUGUCAGAGAAGACGUCGUUGUUGACGACGACGAUGAAGAGUCCCGCGCUUCGCGACGAAAAGGGCCACCAAACUACACGACCCUCUCGGCAGAUGCUGUCUCGGGGACGAUGACUGCGAAAAGGUCUUAG
Parastagonospora nodorum SN15 is the source of this 252-nucleotide messenger RNA. RefSeq lists its product as hypothetical. The transcript has 2 exons. The record is from RefSeq and is a predicted model, not a curated record. Bases 1 to 252 code for a protein of 83 amino acids. NCBI's taxonomy places the organism in Eukaryota, Fungi, Ascomycota, Dothideomycetes, Pleosporales, Phaeosphaeriaceae.